Messenger RNA from Bursaphelenchus xylophilus (pine wood nematode), 8619 nucleotides. NCBI's taxonomy places the organism in Eukaryota, Metazoa, Nematoda, Chromadorea, Rhabditida, Aphelenchoididae. The record is from the annotation of a GenBank genome assembly.
AUGUCCAGAGAUCUGGAUGAUAUUGACCUCUCUAAUCUCAAAGACCCUUCGGGGAUCUUCGAACUGAUCGAGGUGGUCGGCAAUGGCACUUAUGGACAGGUUUACAAAGGCCGCCAUGUCAAAACCAAUCAAUUGGCCGCCAUUAAGAUCAUGAACGUCAACGAGGAUGAGGAGGAAGAGAUCAAAAUGGAGAUUCGGAUGCUAAAAGUUGUACGUUUUCUUUCGUUUUUUGAUUUUUUUGGAAAUUUAGGUAAUAAUUAAAUUUGGAUAACAUAACUAAAACUUGAAAUUACUCUCAAAUUGCCCAAUUUCUGUUUCAGUACUCGCAUAACCCGAACAUUGCCACCUAUUACGGCUCCUUCAUCAAGAAACUGCCUUCCUCGACGGGUAAACACGACCAAUUAUGGUUGGUAAUGGAGUUUUGUGGAAGUGGAUCGGUGACGGAUCUGGUUAAGUCAACGAAAGGGAAUAGUCUCAAGGAAGAAUGGAUUGCCUAUAUUUGUCGGGAAAUAAGUAACGUGAGUGUUUUAGCUUCUUAUUUUGUUUUUGAAGUUUAGGUACCCAAUGUAAUAUAGAAUGUGUUAAUUCGCUUGCCACAUGCUUUGUUGGAUAGUAAUUUCUGUAAUUUUAGGGGUUAAACCAUUUGCAUAAGCAUAAAGUGAUUCAUCGUGAUAUAAAGGGUCAAAACGUCCUGCUUACUGAUAACUGCGAAGUAAAACUAGUCGAUUUCGGUGUGAGCGCUCAGUUGGAUCGGACUGUUGGAAGGCGAAAUACGUUUAUUGGAACCCCAUACUGGUAUGUGAACUUAUUUCUUUUUUUUUAUGAUUGAAUAUAUGGAUUUCGUUAUAUUAUCCAUUUGUUAUAGGAUGGCCCCGGAAGUGAUUGCCUGUGAUGAUAACCCAGACGCAACAUACGACGCCCGCUCGGAUCUGUGGUCCUUGGGUAUUACGGCGUUGGAAAUGGCCGAAGGACAUCCGCCAUUGUGUGAGAUGCACCCAAUGCGGGCAUUGUUUUUGAUCCCAAGGCAUGACCCGCCAAGGCUCCGGAAAAAGAAAUGGUCAAAGAAGUUCGAGUCCUUCAUUGAAGCAGUUCUGGUCAAAGAUUAUACCCGCCGGCCACUGACUCAUGAUCUGCUGAGACAUCAAUUUAUGAGGGAUAUCCCGCCAGUCAAUCAAGUUCGACGUUCGAUCAAAGAUCACAUUGACCGGUUUAGAAGGAUGAACAAGAAGGAUGAGACCGAAUACGAGUAUUCUGGCUCAGAGGACGAAGAAAAUGCUGUGCCAAAUGGACAGGUCAGACAUGGAGACCUCGGUAGGUGGUUUCAAAAAAAAUUUUUUUGUUAAUCAUCAUGAGUAAUGUGAAAUUUUGGUAACCAAUAAUGUUUAUUCUCGAACUCAAAGUUUAUUCCCAUCUUUUUUUAGCCAACAUGUCCCAAAGCGCGUACGGUGACACACUCCGACGAGGAUUCCAACGCAUUCAAGAGUCCAAUUUGAAUGCAUUCGAACACGCCGGACCACAACAACUGAAUCGUGUCAGAAAUGGCGGAUCCCAACCACAACAGCAGCAAAGAGCCUACAGACAACAACAACCUCAGCCCCAGUUCCGACACCAGCAAAUUGGCAAUCAGAGUCCGAGAGAAAGAGAGAUCCGAAUGAGGAAUCAUGACAGUAGACUGGGCCCACCUCAGAGAAUUGGGGUCGCCGGACAGCCAGCUCCUGAUUACAGGAGACAGUCAAGGCCUCACUCGCAAUAUGGGGUAAGCCUUGGAGUUACAGAAACAUCAGAAAUCGGGUUUAAAGUUGCUUAUUUCAAAUUGAUCAUGAUGAUUUAGAAGAAAUUCUAAAAUUUAGUUUUUUUUUUUGAGUUUUAGCUAAUUUUGUCUACUUGUAGCCUCAAAGACAUGCCUCCCCGCAUCAUCAAGGCGCUCUGGUCCAUCCAGCUGCCCCUCAACUUACCGAAUUGGAGAAAAGCCGACGGCACCGUGCCUCGGAAAGGGACCGUCAAUCAAGCCGUCAUUCCAAUGGUGUCCAGGCCCCGCAUAUGGCCAGAGUUAGUGCUAAUAUCCCAUCUAGCGUCUCUCCGUUGAGGAAACUAAGUGAGCCGCUGCUAAAUGGACGACCAGAGGUAAGAGAGAGAAUUAUAUUGUUUAUGGGGUACAUAUUUGAUAUGCUGACGGAAGAUGACGCUAUGAUUGUUUUAGGACCUUGAUGUACUUGCCAGUGAGCUAAACCGAAUGGCAAACCGUCUUCCAAACUCGUCUUCAAGCCAAGCCAACGGCUCAACCAGCCCUCCGCCACCAGCCCCACCGCCGCGCGACACCUCCAUGGCCUCACACAAUGGUCUUGGUAAUGGACUGAGUCCAGAAGACACAGUCCUAGCCUCGGAGCCGGCUGAAGGCACCUUAAGAGGCCCGAAUAAACCUCUUCCGCCUACUCCAGACAACGGAGUGGACUCUGAUAAUGAUCAAGAGGGCACACUGAUGGUCCACCGACGACGGAAUGGAAGUUCAAGCAGUGUGAGAAGACAUAACAGCAGCGGAAGGGCAGAUUCUCCGGCUUCGGUAUCACGACAGAGGCUGAGUAUUGUGGGGAAAGCCGCGAGUGUUCCGGAUGUAAGUGGGUGUUUGCUUGAUGAGGCGGUCGCAUUUCAUAGGCAGUAUGCUUAUGUUCAAUAUGUUUGUGUUUUCAGGCCGAGAAUUAUAAUAUCUUGACCGCCGGCGAGGCCGAAUCUUCUUCACCGUCCUCUCCAAGCAGCCACGAAGGCCCGUCUCCGUCGGAAUCCCCAAGAACGGAUGCCAGAAGACUUUAUGGCUCUGGAAUCUUGUCGGCCAAGCCAAAUGGAGGAAGCCCAGCCGCAAAUCGAUCCCAUUCCAGUCUAGGCGAGGGCCCCGUGAACUCGAGGAUCCAGCAGCGAAUGCUUGCACAGGAAGAGGAUAUGGAUCAUGAUGAUCAGGAUGACGACGAUGAUGACGAUGAAAGUCCGAUUCCGCAAAGAAGAAUCAUCCAGCAACGCUCGGUGGACUCUCAAUCGGUUGAAGAGGUAUGGUUUUUUAUUAGACAUGUGGGAAAACACAAGUUUUCUGGAAAAUUUGCAAUUUAUUGGGGGUUGGUUCAAAUGGGGUGGUGUUAGAUAAAAUUUUUGUGAGCAUUCGGGUCUAAUCUGUGUUAUAUCUACAGAUCGCUUCGUUGUUUGGCAGCUUCUACGUGAGUUUUGGUGUAGUAUGUUAAAAGUGGUAGAAAUUUUUUGUCAAUGUGGUUUUAAUUGGUCUUUAUUGUUAUAGUAGUUGAUAUAAUAACAAUUUUUUUUAGUUCCCCGUCGGAUCCAAUGGAAAUGGACAAUCCAAUCUCCAACCCAAACCUCAAACUCCAUUAUCCCAAAGAGACCGAGAGAAAUCGUUUGUGGCCUAUUUUGGAAAGCCCGGAGCCCGAUUAUCGAACGGCCUUGGGUCGACUGGAACGAUUAACCGACCAGGCAGAGUCAAUCAGGAUGUAAACCAAGUCCAAGUCAAUGUGAAUCCGAAUCCUGGCGCUGGAGCCGGCUUGGAUAAUGAUGCCCCCGAGAUCAGGAAGUACAAGAAGAAAUUCAGCGGAGAAAUUCUAUGCGCCGCCCUUUGGGGAGUAAAUCUUUUGAUCGGAACGGACUCGGGAUUGAUGCUGUUGGACAGGUCGGGACAAGGGAAGGUCUAUCAGUUGAUAACCAGAAGAAGAUUCGAUCAGAUGACUGUCCUGGAGGGACAGAACAUCUUGGUCACCAUCUCGGGCCGAAAACGAAGGAUAAGAGUCUAUUAUUUGAGCUGGUUGAAGCAAAAGAUCCUCAGAACUGAAGGAGUAAGUAAAUUUGGGACUUGAUAAGGACUAUAAAGUAGCGAAAAGAAGAAAUUUUAACGUUUUUUUAAGAUUAAACCGAAAAUUUGAGAACUUUCUGCUAAUAUACCCACUUUCAGAUACAACAACAAGAAAAGCGCAACGGAUGGGUGAAUGUCGGCGAUCUGCAGGGCGCUAUUCACUUCAAGAUUGUCCGUUAUGACAGAAUCAAGUUCUUGGUGGUUGGACUGGAGAAUUCAGUGUCGAUUUAUGCAUGGGCCCCCAAGCCUUACCACAAGUUCAUGGCUUUCAAAUCUUUCGGACAACUUAGCCAUAUGCCACUGAUUGUGGACCUCACCGUAGAGGAAAGCGCUCGGCUCAAGGUCCUCUACGGAUCUCAUGAAGGUUUCCAUGCGAUCGAUCUGGAUUCAGCAUCCAUCUAUGAUAUUUAUGCUCCAACUAUGGUAAGUUCUUUGAUUUUUUUAUAGAUUUUUUUGUAACACCUGGUACAAGCCCCGCUGACGCGGGCCUUGACGCCGCUGUGCGCGCAAAGGUUGCCCAACGUGAAGUUGACUUGAUCGCAUGCACUACAGUUGAUCGUCCAGGCCACGCUUCGCGUGGCCAACAACGCGCUGACGCGCGUUAUACUGCCUCAAGCCCGGCACUUCUGUUAGCUAAGGGCCGCGCGCCAGCGCUACCUUUUUUUAACUUUGACCAAUCAACUGUUCUUAGGACUUUGCCUCGGCCUCCGGCCUCGGCACAGUGCGCUACAACACUCUACAGCAACAUUCAGAAGGUUCCGUAACCCACGGCGGCCUUCGGCCGCCGAAGCUUCCAAAAAAAAGUCGGUUUGGCUCGGCCUUCGGCCUCGCAAAAUCAUUUUUUUUGUCUUACUCCAUCGUUAUUGAACUUUACCUCGGCCUUCGGCCUCGGCACAGUGCGCUGCAGCACUCUACAACAAUAUGCAGUAGGUUCCGUGACCGACGGCGGCCUUCGGCCGCCGAAGCUUCCAAAAAAAAGUCAGUUUGGCUCGGCCUUCGGCCUCGCCGAGUCGUAUUUUAGGAAAUGAAAGCGGUUUCUGGACCGGUUUUUCACGCUGAUCACGAUGGUCCAAGUCUCGAUUCACGAAAUUUGAAUUUAGCGGCCGUAUGGCUGAUUUUCGGCCGAAAUGCCCACUCUUGGCCGAAAUUCGGCCGGUGCUCACUGAAUUCGAAAGCGAUUGGGCUGAAAUUUGGCACGAAGGAAGCUUAUGGAAUUUGUCGAAAAUUGACCCGAGCCGAAUUUUGAAUUUUGCACUUUUGCCCUCGGGGCGCAUUUAGUUCGCUGAAAAAAUUUUAUUUUGGUCUGGACGGUCGUAUUUUACGAAAAGUUGGAGUUGCGCACAUGAAUAUUACCCAAAAUUUGAUUCUGCGUCGAUUGGUACCAAGAUCGUGUCGAUAGCUCCACUGGCAGCCGAGUUCUGGAAGGGCGGAUCCAGAAAAUUUCGAAUUUUUGUCUUUGUCGCUAGGCGGGCGGGGUAAGAUGGUCGUAUGUUGGGAAGUGAAAGUUGAUUCUAGGGCAGUUUGAGGUGCUCAUUACGGGGCUUUUCUCGAAAAUCCGAAAAAUUUGAAGUCCGAGCCCUGAGGGCCGAUUUUCUGCAAAAAAUCCCGAAAAUUCGCUACGGUGCGUUCGAUGAGCAUUCCGGCACCGUAUCAGAAGCCGAAAAUAAGCACAGAGUAACUUCAGUCUAUUGCCGAGACAAUGCCGAAGCCCUUUUUUUGGAUUUCGAUCUAGUUUUUCCGGAAUACUUUCCGGAAAAUUUGGACUUUUUUGGGAAAUUUCAGAAAAUCUCGAAUAGCUAAAAUACGAAAUACGACACGGUAACGCAAUACAUGGUUCUAGGGCAUGUCAGGCAUGCUGAUUCAGAAUCCGUUGUCAAAAUCCAGAAAUUCCGUCAUCUUGAUGGUGAAAUCUAUAAAAAACCGAAAAAUGUCGAAAAUCGCUUAUAACUUUCGACCGGUCGAUCCCACACUCAUGACCUUUAGCUCAAAAGGCUUAGAAUUUUGCGUAGAUAAUGAUGGAACUCAGUUUCGUCCCGCUGGAUAGCGUUAACACCAGGUACCCUCAGGGCAUAUAUGUGAAAAAUUCGAAAAUACGCAGAUUUUUGGCCCCGGUCGAUGAUGAAAAAUGUAUAAAAGCUAAGGGCAACUCAAAAAAUGUGAAAAGUUACAGCCGAUCCAAAAUCAAAAAAUCCCAUUUUCAAACGCUCGCAGUUCCCGCCAGGAUGAAAAUUCCAACUAAGUGCUGAUGCCAAAAGUCAUCGAAUCCCCGCACCAGUUGACAAAAAAAAAGUCUCGAAAAAAAGUGCACGUUGAGUAUUUUUCGGUUUAGCAAAUUCAGUAGUUUUUGACAAGCCCCCGCUUCGCGGGGCCUUGACGUCGCUGUGCGCGCAAAGGUUGCCACACGUGCUCUACUGUUGAUCGCGCACUACCUCUGGAGUCGCUGGCCCCGCUUCGCGCGGCCAGAAAAACGCGCUAACGCGCGUUCUACUUACUCAAGCCCGCGAGAAAGACAUGCUCCGCUCCGACCCGGAGCAAAUAUUUCGAAUCACAAUCACUCACCCCAGCCAACCCAAAUUUACCCCGCCCUCUUGGAAUGGGAAUUCCGCUUUCUUUCUCUGUCUUCUCUUCCGGUCUCUCGCUCUCCGCUCUCUCGAAAUUCGAACUUGCGUAAAAGCAAAGGAAUUUCCCUCUCUCGCUCUCUCUCGAAAUUGAAACUUGCGUAAAAGCAAAGGAAUUUCCCUCUCUCGGCUCGGCCUCGCACAAAAAAAUCCAAAGUUGCGUAAAAGCAAAGGAAUUUCCCUCUCUCGGCUCGGUCUCGCACAAAAAAAUACAAAGUCCACCGCUGUUGGGGACGACUCGGCUCGGCCUCCGGCCUCGCCGAGUCGUAUUUUAGGAAAUGAAAGUGGUUUCUGGACCGGUUUUUCACGCUGAACACGAUGGUCCAAGUCUCGAUUCACGAAAUUUGAAUUUAGCGGCCGCAGGGCAAAUUUUCGGCCGAAACGCCCACUUUUGGCCGAAAUUUGGCCAGUGCUCGCUGAAUUCGAAAGCGAUUGGGCUGAAAUUUGGCACGAUUGAAGCUUGUGGAAUUUGUCGAAAAUUGACCCGAGCCGAAUUUUGAAUUUUACACUUUUGCCCUCGGGGCGUAUUUAGUUCGCUGAAAAAAUUUAAUUUUGGUCUGGACGGUCGUAUUUUACGAAAAGUCGGAGUUGCGCACAUGAAUAUUACCCAAAAUUUGAUUCUGCGUCGAAUGGUACCAAAAUCGUGUCGAUAGCUCCACUGGCAGCCGAGUUCUGGAAGGGCGGAUCCAGAAAAUUUCGAAUUUUUGCCUUUGUCGCUAGGCGGGCGGGGUAAGAUGGUCGUAUGUUGGGAGGUGAAAGUUGUUUCUAGGGCAGUUUGACGUGAUGAUUACGGGGCUUAUCUCGAAAAUCCGAAAAAUUUGAAGUCUGAGCCCUGAGGGCGGAUUUUGUGCAAAAAAUCCCGAAAAUUUUGCGCCGGUCAAAACGCCGGACCGGAACGUCGGAUUCAGAAGCUGAAAAAAAUGUAGUAGACACUACUAUGUAGCCCGAAGACCUACACGACGCCCGAUUUUUGAAUUUCGAUCUAGUUUUCCUGAAAAAAAUUCCGGAAAAUUUGGACUUUUUUCGGAAAUUUCGGAAAAUCUCGAAUAGCUAAAAUACGAAAUACGACACAGUAACGCAAUACAUGGUUCUAGGGUAUAUCAGGCAUGCUGAAUCAGAAUCCGUUGUCAAAAUCCAGAAAUUCCGUCAUCUUGAUGGUGAAAUCUGGAAAAAUCCGAAAAAUGCCGAAAAUCGCUUAUAACUUUCGACCGGUCGAUAAUUGUAAAUUAUAAGUUGGGUUCAGAAGUCUUAGAAUUUCGUGCUGAAUACGAUGGAAUCAAAAAAUUCCCGCUAAUUCCACCCAUAGGUCAGAAACCCUCAGGGCAUAUAUGACAAAAUUUCGAAAAAACGCAAAGUUCCGUCACGAACAGUUGAUGAGCAUCAUGUAAAAAGCUCGGAAACUUUUCUCUGUAAGAAAAAAGUUACAGGCGAUCUAAAGUCAAAAAAUUUCAUUUUCAACAGGGCGCAGCUCGCGGGAAAGGAAAAAUUUCAACUAUCCGCUGAUGCCAAAAGUCUUAGAAUUUUGUGUAGCAACUUCACUAAAAAUUUUUUCCCGAUAUCUCAACGUUGAAUAGUUUUCAGUUUAGUUUCUUAGGGUAUCUUUCGACAAUAUAAAAAUUUGUAAAUAUCUUAUGGUCCUUCUUCAGAAUAAUCCUCAAAUCACUCCACACUGUAUUGUUAUCCUUCCGAACACCUCUGGAAUGCAACUGCUACUUUGUUAUGACAGUAAGUGAUUGUUUUACAUAACAUAAUCUAAAAAUACUUGGAAAAGUUAUUGUUUGUUUUCCAGAUGAGGGAGUUUACGUCAAUACCUAUGGAAAAGUGACCAAGAACGUGCAACUCCAAUGGGGAGAACCCCCGAGCUCAGUUGGUGGGUUAAACUUUUGUUUUUGCCUGCAGAAUCGCCUAGGGUAAUAUAUUUUUUUGUUUUUAGCUUACAUUUCGACGAAUCAAAUUAUGGGCUGGGGAAACAAGGCCAUUGAGAUUCGGAAUGUGGACACUGGUCAUCUGGACGGAGUCUUCAUGCAUAAGAAGGCGCAAAAAUUGAAGUUCUUGUGUGAAAGAAACGACAAGGUCUUCUUUUCGUCGGCCAAGGGCGGCGGAGCCUCCCAGAUCUACUUUAUGACGCUGAAUAAGCCCGGUCUCUCCAACUGGUAG